AUGCGGUACCCGGACGAGGUCAUUACGGUGCCCGCAUCGCUGACCAAGCGAGUGCACUACGAGGUUUCGUACGACUACCCGAAAAACGCAAUUUCGACCGCGCGCUACAACGUGCUGACAUUCCUGCCGGCCCAGCUGGCGGCUCAGUUUUCCAAGGUGGCCAACGUGUAUUUUCUGUUUAUCGCAGCGCUGCAGCAGGUUCCCGGGUGGUCGACUACGGGCCGGUGGAGCACGCUAUUACCGCUGUGUGUGUUUGUCAGCCUGUCGAUAGCACAUGAGGGGUUCGAUGACCUGCGGCGACACCGCAUGGAUCACGCAGAAAACACGCAGCGCACGCGCGUACUGAAAAACCCCCUGCCCGACAACAUGAGCUGCCGGUGGAAGCGCAAAAAGUGGGAGGACGUCCAAGUUGGCGACAUGCUGAUGAUUGUCAAGGACGAGUGGAUUCCCGCUGACUGCGUGGUGAUUGCGUCGACGGGAUUCGACGGCACGUGCUUUGUUGAGACAGCAGCACUGGACGGUGAGACCACGCUGAAGCAGAAGCAGGCGCUGGAGGCGACCAACUCGCAGAUCCAGACAGCCGAGCAGCUGGCGGCCUUCAAUGCCUUCACCUAUGUGGAGCCGCCGUCGGCCGAGCUGUACAACUUUGAAGGGUUCAUGGAGGUCAACGGUGAGCGCUAUGCGCUGACGCCCAACCAGCUGCUUCUGCGCGGCUCGGUUCUGCGCAAUACCGCAUAUGUGUAUGCCCAGGUAGUGUAUUCGGGCGAGCAGACGCGGCUGCGGCUGAAUGCGACCCGGAAUAUCCGCACCAAGGCGCCGCAGGUGCAGCGGAUCACGAACCGCAUCGUGGUGCUGGUGUUUCUGCUUCUGCUGGCCCUGUGUUUUGUGUUCUCGGCGCUGGGCAUCCACUGGAACAACAAAAAGCGCCAUGGGCACUGGUACCUGAACCACAUGCGUAUGCCGGCCACGGCGCUGGUCUUUGGGUACAUUGUCAUGAUGAAUGCGCUGAUUCCGAUCUCGCUGUACGUGACCCUGGAGGCAGUCAAGAUUUUCCAGUGCUGGUUCAUCCAGCAAGACGUCGACAUGUACCAUGCCGAGACCGACACGCAUGCGGAGGCCCGCACAACAGCGAUUAACGAGGACUUGGGCAUGGUGCGCUAUGUGUUCUCCGACAAGACCGGUACGCUGACAGAGAACAUCAUGAAGCUGCGCGCUGUCAUGGUUGCUGGCCAGGGGACGCCAGAGUCGGAUCCGGACCUGAUUAUCUCCUCGGACGACGACCCGCGGCAACACACGCGAGCCAAGGACGACGCGCCGGUGUCCGACUUGCAGCUUCUGCCGUCGUCGCGUGAGAUCAUGGAGAGCGCGCCGCCAACGCAGGUGUUCCGCAGCCGCGCCGAGUGGUUCCUGCGGAGCAUGGCGCUGUGUCACACGGUGCAGCCAGACCGCGAUCCGCUGACCGGCCGAAUCACCGGUUACCAGGCGACAUCACCUGACGAGAAGGCGCUGGUGGCGGCGGCGGCCGAGCUUGGUUACGUGAUGAACAACCGCGCCGGGCCCCUGGUGCAGCUGCGCGUGGUAGCGUCGGAGCGGAUGCGAGAUUUCAACGCCCUGGUUCUGGAUGUGCUGGAGUUCUCGAGUGCCCGCAAGCGCAUGUCGGUGAUCUACCGGUGUCCGGACGGCCGCAUUGUCAUGGUGUCCAAGGGUGCUGAUUCCGCACUGUGGCCGCGGCUGGUGGAGCCCGGCUGGGCACGGGCGCGGUCGCUGGAGGCCCUGCACCAGUUUUCGACCGAGGGCCUGCGGACGCUAGUGUAUGCCCACAAGGAGAUCCAGCCGCAAGUCUACGAAGCCUGGCAUCUCAAGUACCUGACGGCAACCACGGCUCUGGCCAACCGCCAGGCGCAAGUCGAGCUGGCGUGCGAGGAGAUCGAGAACGACCUUUUGCUUACCGGUGUCUCGGCCAUCGAGGACCGGCUGCAGGACGGCGUGCCCGAGACCAUCUUCAAGCUCCGCCGGGCUGGCAUCCGUGUGUGGAUGCUGACCGGCGACAAGGUCGAGACCGCCAUCAAUAUCGCAAAGUCGUGCCGGCUCAUCGACACCGACACCGUGGAGGUGACUCGGCUUGAUGCCGACACGGUCGAGCAGCACUCGGGCAAGAUGCUGCUGCUGGUCAUGCAGGGGCCCGACAAUGGCAAGCUGAACUCAGACGCGUCGCUGGCGGUGGUGGUCGAUGGCGAGACGCUGGCGGAGCUCGAGAAGCACCCGGAGCUGCUGGACAGGUUCUUGUCGCUGGGCACACUGUGCGAUGCCGUGGUGUGCUCGCGCGUCAGCCCAGCGCAAAAGGCCCUGAUCAGCCGGAAUCCGCUGGCAAACCUGCUGCAUCACAACAACGACGACUUUAUGGUCACGCUGGCGAUCGGCGACGGCGGCAACGACAUCGCCAUGAUCCAGGAGGCCCAUGUCGGCAUUGGCAUUGCGGGCCAGGAGGGCCUACAGGCGAGCCGGGCAGCCGACUUUUCGAUUGCGCAGUUCCGCUUCCUGCAAAAGCUCUUGCUGGUGCACGGCCGGUGGAGCUACGUGCGCGUGUCGACCUUUGUCAUGGGCACCUUCUACAAGUGCAUGGCGUUCUACGUCACCCAGCUGAUCUUCCAGUUCUACACGGGCUUCUCGGGCACGUCUUUGUUUGAGAGCUGGACGCUGUCCAUGUACAACACGCUGUUUUCCAUCCUGCCGGUGCUGGUGGUCGGCAUUUUCGAGCAGGAUCUGCAGCCGCAGACCCUGCUGACGUACCCGGAAUUGUACAAGGACAUGGGGCCUGCGAACCACCUGUUUACUGUGCCGCUGUUUUUGCGCAAGGUCGUGUUUAUCGGCUUCCUGCACUCGAUCGUGGCCUCGCUCUUCCCGUUUGCGACACGCCUGAAUUUGGGCCACGACAUGUCCACCAACGACCAGUACACCAACAGCCUGGUCGUUUACGGCACCAUGGUUCUGAUAGCGACCGUCAAGAUCGCCUAUAUCGACGUGCGCCGGUGGGUGGUGUUUACGCAUAUCGGCGUGAUUUUGACGCUGGUGCUGUGGUUCGGGUGGAACGGCGUUCUCAGCCACAUCUACCCGUCCGGCCCGUCCGAGGGCUACUAUGUGCUGGGCGUGUUUACCUUCCUGAUGAGCAAGGCCGUGUUUUGGUUCCAGUGGAUUAUCUUCACCGCCAUCGCCGUGUGCCUGAACGUGCUGGUCAACCUUGUCUAUAGCGUCAGAGACCCCGUGGAGAACCGGAUCAUGGCGUGGGUAUCGUUUGAGCAGAGGACAGAGAGAGAAAAGCGCAAGGCCAGAAAUUGCGCGGGGUGGGCCAGCAGAGGCAAGUUCUGGUCCAGUGGUGGCGGGCAUCGACGCCAGCAUUCGCAUAUUAACUGA
This is a messenger RNA of Linderina pennispora, 3411 nucleotides long. RefSeq names its product phospholipid-translocating P-type ATPase. Gene Ontology annotation, molecular function: magnesium ion binding; ATP hydrolysis activity; ATP binding. Gene Ontology annotation, biological process: post-Golgi vesicle-mediated transport; intracellular protein transport; phospholipid translocation. Gene Ontology annotation, cellular component: plasma membrane. The transcript has 7 exons. The record is from RefSeq and is a predicted model, not a curated record. The coding region runs from base 1 to 3411 and encodes 1136 amino acids. NCBI's taxonomy places the organism in Eukaryota, Fungi, Kickxellomycota, Kickxellomycetes, Kickxellales, Kickxellaceae.